Molecule: messenger RNA, 2351 nt
Organism: Schistosoma turkestanicum
Lineage: Eukaryota; Metazoa; Platyhelminthes; Trematoda; Strigeidida; Schistosomatidae
Source: the annotation of a GenBank genome assembly
AUGAAAAGACAAAAUGUUCGAACUCUUUCAUUGAUUGUAGUAACAUUCACUUAUUUGUUACUUGGAGCUGCUAUUUUUGAUGCUUUAGAAUCUGAAUUUGAAGUAAGUGAAGAUAUGCGUUUAAGAGAGAGUGCUGAAAGUUUACGAACUAAAUAUAAUAUAACAAUUGAUGAUUUCGAAAGGAUUACACAAUUAGGAAUACAAAUGAAACCAUAUAAAGCAGGUACACAAUGGAAAUUUGCUGGAGCAUUUUAUUUCUCUACAACAGUGAUAACUACUAUUGGUUAUGGUCAUAGUACACCGAAAACAUUUGGUGGAAAAAUAUUUUGUAUGUGUUAUGCCCUGCCUGGCAUACCAUUAUGUUUGAUUAUGUUUCAAAGUAUCGGUGAACGUAUGAAUACAAUUAUAACAUAUUUAUUGAAAAAAUCCAAUCUUAUGUGUAAAAUACACAAUUUUAUUUCACAAACACAUUUAAUGAUUGUUAGUUUUACUAUUGGUUCAAUUGUUUUGACAAUUGGUGCAAUGGUAUUUUCACGUUAUGAAGAUUGGGAUUAUUUAGAUUCAUUUUAUUAUUGUUUUAUUACAUUGACUACAAUCGGGUUUGGUGAUUUUGUUGCAUUACAACGUAAUAAUUCAUUGGCUAAACGUCCAGAUUAUGUAGCAUUUAGUUUAAUAUUUAUAUUAUUCGGUUUAACUGUAGUUAGUUCAGUGAUGAAUUUAUUAGUUUUACGAUUUUUAACAAUGAAUACAGAAGAUGAAAAACGUGAUCAGUUAGAAGCUGCAGUACAUGCACAAGAAUUACAACGUUUACGUGGUGAUGUAAUUUGUGCGGAUAAACAGAAUGGAUUACAAACAUCAGUAUUAUUACAAAAACAACAACACCAACUGCUACAAGGACAAGAGUAUCAGGGACAACUAUUGAAUAGUUAUACUAAUAAUAAUAAUAAUAAUAAUUUAGAUUUUCAACAGAAUAUCAAACCUACUCCUUUAUCCUUGUCAAAUUCAUAUCGACCGAUCAAAACAGAAUCAUCAAUCAGCGCUUCAAGAAUAACAACAUUAACAACGACAUCAGUGACAUCAACAACGAAUACUUCUUUAGUUAAUAAUCCGCAUACUAAUGAUACUGGGCAUUCAAAGCAUAGAAAUGUAAACAGAUUUAAUUUUUGUUUAAUUUGUUUGAAAAAAUUUCAUUCAUUCUCACCAUCAUUCACAUCAUCAUCAUCAUCAUCGUCAUCAACUCCAGGUGUAUUCAGUUCUUCAUUAAUGACAGCGAAAGAUAAUGUACAUGAAAAUAUGUCGAUUAAACCAAUUGAUACGACUAAAAUCACAACUGUUGAGACUGUGACAACGACGACAACAGCAACUACUGCCACUAUUAGUAACAAUAAUCAUGAUCAUACUUGUAGUAAUAAUAAUAAUAAUGAUAAUAAUAGUAAUCAUGACAAGAAUAAUUCAUUUUCGAUCAAUUCUUUAACUCAAUUUUACACUGAUCAGUCAACUACUAUAAAUCAUCCAUUUGUAAUUUCUUCAAGUUUAUAUCAAGAGAAUUGUUUAAGUGAAUUUUUAACUUCAUCUAAUUCACAUCAAUAUGAUUUAGCCUGUAGAAAUCAUUAUAUCUAUUCAGAUUGUAUAAAUCCAUGUCAUUAUCAUUCAUAUAAUUCUUUUCAAGAUUCUAAAUAUUUCCCGUCAAUGACACAACAAUAUGAUUGUAAAUGUACACAUGGAAAAUUGUCAGAUCAAGAAUACAUAGUGAGUAAUCGACAACGAGAAAUGACAAGGAAUGAAGUAUUUGAUAGUGAUAAUCUGUCUGAAAAUAAGAGUAAUUCAUCUAAUGAGAUUGAAUUAAUUCAACCUAAUUAUCAUCCAUUGUCUACUUUAAAACCAUACACUUAUGAUAUCACUUCACCGGAUCAUUUCAGUUUGCCUGGUCGAUAUAAUACUAGUAAUAAUAAUAAUAAUUGUGAGGUAGUAUCCACUCUAGUACAUUCUUCCUUAGUUGCUCAAGGUUCAAAAUCUCAUAAGCAUAUCGUUAAGAACGACUAUAUUCCACUGCCAAGACAGUCGUUGAACAGUCAACCACCAUUAUCAUCGGCAAAUGAAUCAAUGCAUCCAAUGUUAUAUUCAACACAUCAUUAUAUGGAUGUAUUCAAAUCUAAUCAUCACCCAUUAAUUAAUGAAUUUCCAUCAGAGUUUAUAAAUUUACAAACAUUUGAAAAUGAGAUAGGCACAAAUUCAACGCCUUAUUUUCACUACAAACGUUAUCCUAGAAUUCACCAGGAACAACAAGUACAAAUAAAUGAGCUGGAUGAUUAUGAUGAAGAAAAUGUUUUUGUUAAUGAUAGCAUAGAUGA